CACACGCAAACAUAUAUAGUACAUAUAUAGCAAUAUAUAUAUAUAUAUUAAUUUAUCUUUAUAUAUAUAUAUAUAAAAGAGUCUGAGACGUGUGUUUUCGUUAAGCGGAAGGUAGCCACAGCAACGCGCAGCGGGAGCAACGAACGACGCGCCGACCAGGAAACAGGACCAACAGCAGGAACAGCAGGAGCAGCAGGAACAGCAGGAGUAGGCAACGAGGCAGCUAACAAGAAGGCCAACGCACACUCACACACUCCCAAACACACACACACACACAACAAACAGAGUAAUUUACUAAGAUGUCAUGGAGAUAUGCGCUACUCACCGACAGAUACAGCAGCAGCAUUGGCGAUAGAUAUAGUCCGCACUAUUAUCAGUCGCCCAGCCGCCUGGAAACCUCGGAACAGACGACGGGUCGGCAGCUGCAGCGAGUCCUGCACUACUCAAUGGCACCCUGCCGGACACUACCGGGCCUGAGGCGUGCCGAGUGCGCCAUACACGAUGUUGACUGUGAUGAGGUCUAUCCGGGCAUUUACAUAGGCGAUGCCGCGGCGGCCAAAAACAAAACCUAUUUGCGCAUGGCGGGCAUCACACACGUGCUGAAUGCGGCGGAGGGCUGUCGCUAUGGCCAGGUGGACACGGGACACAGUUACUAUCGGGAUAUGCCCAGCGUCAGACGUCAACAUAAGGAUUGCUUUUUUAGAUAUAUGGGCUUCCCGAUGAUCGAUGCGCCAACGACGGAUAUAUCCCGUUACUUCUAUGUGGCAGCCAAAUUCAUAGAUAGCGCCAUCAGCAGCGGCGGCAAAAUCCUGGUGCACUGCCUGGUGGGCAUGUCACGUUCGGCCACCUGUGUCCUGGCCUAUUUGAUGAUCUGCCGCAAAAUGUCCGCCGUAGACGCAAUACGCACGGUGCGCAUGCGCCGUGAAAUACGACCAAAUGAUGGCUUUCUGCAGCAGCUGGCCGAUCUCGAUAUGGAGCUGAAACGCAAAAAUCUUUACCCCUACUAAUACUAUAACAAAACCAUUCAAAACUUAUAAAUAAAAGCAAGCCCAACACAACCAAAGAUAUAUAUAUGUAUAUGUAUAUAUAUAUAUAUACACAAACACACACACACACACACACACAUAGUAUAUCUGUGUAUAUGCUAUGCCUAGGCUAAGACAAACCGAAUGCUGAUGAUUGGCUGAACUUAAUAAAUUGUUGUAUUACUAAGAGUUAUAAAAAAAAAAUAUUACAAAACACACACACACACAC
Molecule: messenger RNA, 1254 nt
Organism: Drosophila navojoa
Lineage: Eukaryota; Metazoa; Arthropoda; Insecta; Diptera; Drosophilidae
Product: dual specificity protein phosphatase 3
Biological process (GO): protein dephosphorylation; negative regulation of MAPK cascade
Cellular component (GO): cytoplasm
Molecular function (GO): MAP kinase phosphatase activity; protein tyrosine/serine/threonine phosphatase activity
Source: RefSeq, a predicted model, not a curated record